UUUUCCAGGGUCUUUGGAUGAACUGUGCUGGCAACGCACUGGGGGCUUUUCACUGCAGACCUCACCUCACUAUCUUCAAAGUAGAAGGUUACAUCCAAGCCUGCAGAGGACUGAUGAUCUCCGCCGUCUGCCUGGGCUUCUUUGGUGCCGUUUUUGGACUGGUUGGGAUGAAGUGCACAAAAGUCGGAGGCUCCGAUCAGACUAAAGCAAAAAUAGCUUGUUUAGCUGGACUGAUUUUCAUACUCUCUGGGUUGUGCUCUAUGACUAGUUGUUCCCUGUAUGCAAACAGGAUUACGUCUGAGUUCUUUGAUCCUUCUUUUGUUGCACAAAAGUAUGAAUUAGGAGCAGCUUUGUUCAUUGGAUGGGCUGGAGCUUCACUCUGCAUAAUUGGUGGCAGUAUAUUCUGCUUCUCAAUAGCUGAAAACAGUAAUUCUCCAAGGAGGGGUUAUGCAUAUAAUGGAGCCGCAUCUGUGAUGUCUUCUCGUACAAAGGUCCACAACAGUGUCCCAGACAAAACCCCACCAAAGCACUUUGACAAGAACGCUUAUGUUUAACUGUACUGUUGGAAGAGUCAAAGCGUUUUAAAAAUGAGUUUGUACGUUUCCUGCAGAGUGAUUUCCCACCCCCCAGCCCCAAAUGUAAUUACAACUAAGACAAUGACUUUUUAAAACAUUAACUUGCAGCUUUUUACAUAUUGAUGUAAAUUUUAUUAUAUAAUAUUUUAAGAUUGAUGUUGGUAUUGUAAAGUUUAUACCUGGAAAUCAUGAGCUGAUGUUGCUUUCUUGGAAAAAAAAAUAAAUGGGUUAUUUAC
Chaetura pelagica (chimney swift) is the source of this 811-nucleotide messenger RNA. It is a transcript of the gene CLDN10, whose product is annotated as claudin 10. Gene Ontology annotation, molecular function: structural molecule activity. The transcript is spliced from 5 exons. NCBI's taxonomy places the organism in Eukaryota, Metazoa, Chordata, Aves, Apodiformes, Apodidae. The coding region runs from base 18 to 554 and encodes 178 amino acids. The record is from RefSeq and is a predicted model, not a curated record. Gene Ontology annotation, cellular component: plasma membrane; bicellular tight junction. Gene Ontology annotation, biological process: bicellular tight junction assembly; cell adhesion.